UGGCUGAAACUUACUUCUGAUGAUGUAAAGGAACAGAUCUACAAGUUGGCUAAAAAGGGUCUGACUCCUUCCCAGAUUGGUGUGAUCCUGAGGGAUUCCCAUGGUGUUGCCCAGGUUCGCUUUGUUACUGGGAACAAGAUUCUGAGGAUCCUUAAAUCAAAAGGACUGGCCCCAGACCUCCCAGAGGAUCUGUAUCACUUGAUCAAGAAAGCUGUUGCUGUUCGCAAACAUCUUGAGAGAAAUAGAAAGGAUAAAGAUGCCAAGUUCCGCCUGAUUCUGAUCGAGAGCAGAAUCCACAGGUUGGCUCGCUACUACAAGACUAAGAGAGUGCUGCCACCCAACUGGAAGUAUGAAUCAUCAACAGCUUCUGCCCUGGUCGCAUAAAAGCUGGCAGUGACGUACUGAAAGAAUAAAUUUUGGUUACCUGAA
This is a messenger RNA of Acanthisitta chloris (rifleman), 429 nucleotides long. RefSeq names its product ribosomal protein S13 (gene RPS13). The annotation marks the transcript as partial. Gene Ontology annotation, molecular function: structural constituent of ribosome; small ribosomal subunit rRNA binding. The record is from RefSeq and is a predicted model, not a curated record. The transcript is spliced from 4 exons. Lineage: Eukaryota; Metazoa; Chordata; Aves; Passeriformes; Acanthisittidae. Gene Ontology annotation, cellular component: cytosolic small ribosomal subunit; nucleolus; ribosome. Gene Ontology annotation, biological process: translation.